Molecule: messenger RNA, 27710 nt
Organism: Cavia porcellus (domestic guinea pig)
Lineage: Eukaryota; Metazoa; Chordata; Mammalia; Rodentia; Caviidae
Product: neuroblastoma breakpoint family member 4-like
Exons: 10
Coding region: 26211-27710 (499 amino acids)
Source: RefSeq, a predicted model, not a curated record
CUGAGGUGUCAAUUCAACCACUGCCAUUGGCCGGGAGCCGCUGGGCUCUUCCCCUCACGGUCCCCGCAGCUCUGCACCCACUCGGAGCGCAAACCGGCCCUGCUGUGGAAGGGCCUCGAGUGUCCUAAGGGGAGCGGCAGAUGCUCUGCCUUUGGGUGACAGUGCCUGUCCAUCCGUCGUCACGGGAAGCCAGUUGGUGGUGCGGUGCCGCUGUGUACCCCCACUUGUUGCGUGCUGUCGCGUUUGCACAACUUUAUUGGAAGAUGAACACGUAAGAAAAUAUCUAUAUGCGGCACGGAGACGGUUUCCCAACCCAGUGAGACACAGGCUACAAGCUUUCAAAGACUACCUUCUGCACCUGGGAAUUGUGUCUGUCCUUUCCCCCAGACUUGGCUCAGUGCCUGUGUGACACAAGCCUUGAUGGCCCAAAAGAGGAGGAGGUAGUCUUGAUGGUUUGAGCUUCGAUGAAGCUAUAGAGAUAGGGUAGGAACUCUUCAUUGUCCCUGGAGGGGAACAGGAAAGAAUAAAGGAUGGAGACAGUUAUCUGGAUGUUUCUGGUGGGGAAGUGAAAGAGUUCCUGUUCCUUUCUCAUAUUUUCUACCUGCCAUCAGGUGGAGUCUAGUUACAUGCAGAAGGAUGGCAGGUGUUUUUAAAUGCUAAGGAUAACCUGAGAGAGCUGAUGUUGUGAAAUAUUCAAGGUUAGAUUCAGCUGAGAGACUGCUUUAUCAGCAAGACAAUUUCCCUACCACCAUAGCCAGCCUCAUACAGCCUUCAUCCAAAGAUGCCGCGAAACCUUUCCUAUAAUGGCCUUUAUCUGAUUUUUUUUUUUGUCUUUUUGUGGUUUUUAUCGGUACCAGGGAUUGAACUCAGGACUGCCGCAGGCGCUUAUGCCGCUGAGCUAAACCCCCAGCCCCCCACCUUUUUUUUGGCCUUUAUCUGAUCUUAAGUAUGUCCUAUUCAGGAAAUCCCCCUUUCUCAGCUUAAUCAUAAUGAAAUAGAAUUCCAAGAAAUUUAGAGGCAAAAAAUUUGUUGAAGCAUUUCACACACAUUCACUAUCAAAUGUGCUGCCAAACUACAUUUACUUACAGGUAUCUCCACAACUUUCCUCCCUCCGACUGUGUAAAAAGCUCUUACAAAGCCCCAGAUUUCCAUUGGUGAGUGGCAGAGUUUGCUUAAGACCUUAUAACAGAUCUGUUGUCAUCUCUUCUAGGCUCCAUUUUGAUCAAUUCUAAACAGUUUAUUACUUGAUGCCAAAAUUAUGUGCUUCUCAGCUUCACAUAAGUCAAUCAUGUAUCUCUACACUGUUACCUAGCAAUCCCACAUCUGGUAUAUAUCCAAGAGAAACAAAAGCAUAUAUCCUCAAAAAUACUUAUACAGAAAUGCUCAUAGAAACUUUAUAUAGUCACCAAAAAGCUGCCCACAUCCUAGGUGUCCAUCAGUGGGAAAGUAGGUUAAAAAAAAUUAGUGUAUUCAUUCUGUGAAAUACUACUUAAAGAAAAAAAUAACAUGAAUGAAUCUCGGAAAUGUGUGCUGAAUCCUUAGCCUUAAAGUUGGAAUCCUGGAAUUUACUUGAUUUUUACAAGGUUUGUAUAUGAUUCUUGUACAGGCUGCCUUUCCAUGCAGACUCAUCAGAACUAUACAUACUUGCAAUUACUCUGGAACUAGUUGUCAGAGUCAAAUGAGGUAAAUGACUGACACUUUUGAUGUGAUUUUUCUUACUCCCAGUUCCUGAACUAUUCUGAUAUAUGUUAUCACCAUCUCCCUAGCACUCCUCAGAAAAAUUACAAAUUCCUUGAGGUUUAGGACAUACCUGAAUUCACUGAUCCCUCUUAACUGUUUUUAUUUUCUCUGUAGUUUAUUAUUACAUGGUGUAUGUGUUUGGUUGUUUGUACUAGACUGAACUCCAUAAGGAUAGGGACUUUUUUCAGUUUUCAGGAAAAUAAUAUGGCAGCCAUAAAGAUGAAAUGGAUUAGGAAAAGGUUCAUAGCAGAAAGACUAAAAAAGAAGCAAUGAAGAGGUUUUAGAAGCAUAAAUUGUGGCAUACUGAGGAUAAUGAGCAGGGAUGGGAUUAAAUAACAUUUUUGGAAUGUGGGUUUUUCAGGAUUUAGUGAAUUAUUUAUAAAUGGAUAGAGAAGAGAGUGAUGUACAAAGGAAGUAAGGAAUCUGAAUGGCUAUUUCUAUGCUCCUGGGAGACAGGAAACUGCAAGUAGCUGUAGGAACCAAGAAUAACCCCGAUCUGAUAGCAAGAGAACAGGCCCUCUGUUGUACAUACUAUAAUUCUUAAUUCUACCAACAAACCCAUGAGCUUAGGAGAAAGCUAGCGCUACAGAAAGGAUGCCAUGAUUUCAGUCUCGUGAAACUUGAAUUGAGAAGCUAGCUGAGUACAUAAUAGGGCUUCAGACUUACAGAACUAUGAGAGAAUAAACAUAGAGGUUUUUAUUUUUCUAUAAUUUAUUUUUGCAGGAAUAGAAAAUAUUCAAACAGCCCUAUGAAAACCAAGAUUUGAUAUAAUUCUAAUAGGAGCAAACAGUUAUCCAUAACUCCAAAGAUUAACUCAAGCUUAGAAAAGGAAACAGCUAAUCAGAACUUAAUACAGAUGGUUUCCCCACAUUUAUAUAAAUUAAUGGGAUAAUUAAAGAGGUAUUGUUUAUUACUUGACUCAUUUAACUUUCUUCCUUUACGUUUUUCUUCUUUAAAUGAAAUUGAUGCAGCAUAAAAAUGUUCUGCAGUCUCUAUUUCCUCAAUUCUAUGCCCAGCUAUAUCUUAUAAUUUUAUUCUCAUUUUCAAUAGUGUCUAGAGAAAAGCAAAAUUGCUGUAUAUAGGACUAACCAAUUUCAUAGUUUUUCCUCCUAAGUUUAAUAACUUCUGGGUUUCUAACAUAAUUUUAAAAUGGCUACAUACGUAAUAACCCAGGACCAGAUAUUAAAACUUUUUAUUAGUGAUUACAAAGUGGCCAAGCACUUUGACAACUUGUGGUUAUAAUUAAGAGAUAUCUAUGCUCCUCUGUCUUGCUUACUCUGCCCAAGUCUGAUGCAUGAUAAAUCGCUGCUUCCUAAUUCAUUCCUAUGUCUGAAAAUAAUUCUAACCAGGAAGUACUGAACAACCCAUUUAAGUUACAGUGUAUGUAUACUCACUCGGGGAGCAAAUGGGGAACAAAAGAUGGGUGGCAGGGUUGGUAAUGUGAAGGUCUUCUGGUCUCUGCCUGUGACUCAGCCCUGAUCCUGUAUGUUAAGAGUGCUGGAGUUACUCCUGGAUUACAGAACUUUUUCCUCAUUUACCAAGUGAUGAGUCUUUCAUCUUUAUUAGUACUUAGAGAAUGGUUGUUACAUUAGGUAUACAAAGGAAAAAGAGAACUGUUUAUUCCUUAGUUGUUUUUCCUCACAAAAAUAGAAAACUAGAGUCACACCCACGUGUGAAAGCAAUGGAAGAAGUGACCUCAGAAUCCGUUCUCUGUAAACUAUAAAUUCCCCUAGCUGUCUGGAAAGACACUUUAUUGUGAUAUCACCAGUGUUGAGUAGCCUUGGUUUUCAGUUCUGUUCUGUCUUCUUUUCACUGAUACAUUAUUGGAUGUUUCUCAUUUUUAAUUCAGUUUGUUCUGUGUUACUCAGCCACCCUUAACAGUAUGUUACAUACAAUAGAUCAAGCUCACUUGGGAUCCAUUGUUACUCACUAAUUAUACAUUAAGACCUGGGGUUUUAAAGCAUAACUAUGGAUAAUUCAAUUGUUAAAGUAGAUGGAUAUGCCGUCCCCUUAAAUUUGUUCAGCAAUAUCUGUUACUGAACUGCGUCCUGUAUCCCCAGUUGAAAAUUGAGAAUGAGAAAGAUAGGAAUGGGAAGGUCUUUUCCUCCCUUCUGGGGAACUUAUUUUGAAAGGGUAAAAAUCAUUGUUGUGGCUAAUAUAUUGGCUUUUUAUAACUUCUUUUUCUUUCACAGCUGCCUUAUAUCUUCAUUUCAAUCAUGUUUGGAAGUGUGUGUAUUAAAGAAGAGUAUGGGGAAUCAGGAUUUCUUCCAGUUCUUUUGCCAAUAAUUUUCUCUUUAGUCAAUAUAUAUUUCCUGCUAUCAUCUUCAACAUUUUUUAAAAAGCAGAAUACAUUUAUUGAGAAAAAGCUUCUGUCUCAGAGACAGAAGGGGUCCCCAGUGGAUUGUGCCCCCCCCCCGCCUUUUUUUUUUUUUUUUGGUACCAGGGAUCCAACUCACAACCUUCUGUUUGCAGGUAGCCACUGUGCCAAUGAGCUAUAUCCCCAGCCAACACUUUUAAAAAUUGGCAUUAACAUUAAUGAAUUUUUGUUGUUUUUCUUUUGGUUUGGUUUUUUGUUUGUUUGUUUCUGUUUGAGACAGGAUCUUGCCAUGCAGUUCAUCAGGCUGGCCUUGAACUUACCCCCAAAUUGGCCUUGAACUGACAAGGAUCCUCCUGUCUCAGCCUCCCAAGUGCUGAGGUUACAAGAGUGAACCACCUUGUAAACACCUGACUAACAUUAAAGAAUUUUAUUUUUUAAAUUUAAUUUUAAAGGGAAUAAAACAGCAGCUAAACAAAUCAAAACAGUGAUAACACAGCAGGAAAUCUAUAAUACUUAAUAUAUUACCUAUUAUUGUUCUCUAAAUAGUUGCUCAGCUUUAGGCUUGCAAAGUCAAACAACACAGUUCCUGCAAAUCAGCUGGUUGCUCAUAGUGGAAGGAGGAGGGAGGGGUCUGUUCUCUCCCCAGCCCCUGCAGUGGCUAGCUGCAGGUGGGGCUUAACUUCCUUGUUCUCCCUGAUCUGCACUCCAGUGGGCUCACAGAGUGGGGCUUAGCUUCCUUCCUCCAUUAUUCUAAUACAUCUUACUGCACUACAAAUCAAAGGUGUCCACUGUUGGCUUACUAAUUGGUAACAAGACUGUAGAUAGUGGCAACUCCUGUUUUCAUGGUCUAUGGGUCUAAAGGAACAUUAUUUCUAAAAUAACAUCAUUGUAUCCCAUGUCAGCUAUAAAAAGAUCUAUAAUAUUCUUCCUAUCACCUAUACUGCAGGUUCUUAUAAAUAAAAAAAGAGGAAAAAAAAACUUACUUUGACGUUAUUAAGGGACUAAAGUAUGUUGGGAACCACUGAAAAAUUUUGUGGGGUACUUAAAUCAUUGAAAAGGAACAAGGAUCCAUAAAGAAUGCAAAAGAAAAUUUGUUGUUUCUAAAAGAAUUGAAUUCUAGGGACAUUAACCCUAAAAGCUGCUUUAAGUUGUAUUGCCUAUUCGAUCCUUUUUCGUCUAUUUUUUUUUAGACAAUCAGCCUUCUGUCACCCCUGAAAUGUCUCUUUUCUUGUGUUUAUAUUUCUGGCAUUUGGUAAUAGUUGAGGAUUUUUCAGAGGUGGCUUGAUCUAGUGUGUGACAUUGGAAUUGAUUCACGGUGCAGUGCUAUCUCAAUGGCACUAGGAUUUAAGAUGUCAGUGCUACCUGCCCUAAGUAGCCUGGGUAAGAUAAAAGGGCAGAAAUACACUGCUAAGGUCUCUUGUUAAUGUCUUCUGCUUGCCAUGAACUGGUUCUCCUCUGCAUUGCUCCUCUGUGGAGCCACCCCACCUUGGAGCCAGCCAGUUAUGGGCUGAAAUUUCCACAAACUGCGCUAAAUAAAACUUCCUUCUUUAACAUUGUCAAGUAAUUUAUGCGAACAACUAGUGAAAAGUAACUAAGACACGGCAUAAUAUAACUUUCUGAGUGUAUAAGAGAUGUUUUUUUUAUUUCUAGCUAGCUAGCUCAGUGACAAUACUUUCCUAGUGUGCAGAAGACUCCAGGACCAAGCCUCAGUCCAAAAAAACCAUUUUGUUUUUAUCUUCAUUGAGUGUAUGUAUAAAAACUCAUGGAUUUUGAAUUAUAUAAAUUAUACCUUAAUAAUCCUGACCUGAAAGAUAUAUAACAUAUGACAAUAGUUUUUAUCUAACCUAGACUUUUCAAACUCUCAAUGUCAUGGGAAAAGUAAAGUAGGGUGUCUGAACUACAUCUAAGGAAACUGCAGAAAUUACACAGCCAGAGGAAAUGAAUGAGCUUGAAAUGUACUGUGGUCUGAAAUACUUCAAGAAAACAACUAAUAAAGUAGUGUUUGUACCAUUGGGAGUAUUUCUGUGUGAACUAAAUGGUUGAAUAUGGACUAAUGUUACAUAAUUAGGGUGAAUUUUGGAACAUUAAAUGGAUGAUAUGCUUACGCAGAACAAUAUCUUAUUAGGAGAUGCAUACUGAAGUAUUUAAAACAAAAAAAUUUUUAGAGCUUAAUUUCAAAUGAUAUUUGAAACAAUUUACAUGUCUGCCAUGGUGGCCCAUGCCUGUAAUCUCAGCUCCAGGGAGAUUGAGGCAAGAGGAUCCUUGCAAGUUCAAGGGCUACAACCUGGGCUACAAAGUGAGCUCAAGGCAAGGCUGAACUGCAUAGCAAGACUCUUGUCUCAAAAGGAGAAAAACAAACUUGCAGAAGAAACAUGAUCAUUUCUGAAGUAGUUGAAGAAUUUGUAAGCACACAUUACAUUCUCUGGACAAUUUUUUUAAAUUUAGUUUAAUGCUUUGAUUUGAAAAAAAUCAGGCGGCAGGUCCAAGGCGCACGCCAGCGACAGGCUACAGGUCGCGGUGUGUGCUGGCGACAGGCGGCUGGGCCCCAGCGCACGUGGGCGACAGGGGGCAGUCUUCCAGCCUGCACUGGUGACAGGCGGCAGGCAGCUGGCGCGCACCGACGACAACAAAGUAGGCUGACGGCACGCGCUGGCGACAGGCCGCAUGCUGCGGGUGCACGCUGGCGACAGCCCGGCUGGAUGCCAGCUCGUGCCAGCGAUAGUCCGCAGGCCGACGGCAUGUGCGGUGACGGGCCGCAGACCGCCGGUGGGUGCUGGCGACAGACAGCAUGCCUCCUGGUUCACUGGCUUGCCUUGGCGACAGUGGCAGGGCGGCCGAGCGAGGCACCGACAGAAUGAGGGCCGCCGGCCGCUGCAGCGAGUCGCGAAGGCUUCCGGCACGUGUAGGCAACAGGCCUCGGGCGGUGGGGCGGGCAGAGACAGCAGGCAGGCCGCAGGUCUGUCGGCAGAGCAAGCCUGUGUCGUGUUCCUGUCGCCGGCACUCACUCCUGUGGCCAGCGGCCUGUGGCCGGCACGCGCCACCUCAUGCUUAUGAAUUGUCUCCACUGCAAUAUACUAAGACUAUAAGAAAAGGAACACAUUUAUGGGAUAAAUAAUAUAUGACAUACCUAGGUUUAUUACAUGAUUUCAUUAUGUAAUUCCUUCUGAUUAAUAAUGGGAAAAUCCCCACUAUUACGCUGAUUUACUAGAAUGAAUACAAUUUAGAUUAUUUAAAUAUUGCAAAAUAUGCAUAUAUUACAAAUUAUAGAAUAAUAAGUAAUCUAAAAUAUAAUAUGUUACAAAUCAAUUGAUUAAAAAUGAGCAUUACAUUAUUUAUUUAAGAAAAAUCCAAACAUACAGGAAGGAAAUGUGCAUGUGUAUAAUCUUUUGGCAUAAUAAUUUCAAAAAAGGAAAAAGAAAAAUAUAUUAUGGAAAAAAUAUUGUUUUCAAUAAAUAUGUUUUCUCACAUUGCUUUAAAGGCGAGAACACUGAAAAUCUGCUCACAUCAAUUUUCAUGUGUAUAAUAUACCAUCAUUCACUGUACUCAGCAUGGUGCACCAAAGAUCUCUUGAACUUACUCCUGAUUCUUUUUAAAAACAUUUUAAAUCACCAAUUGUCAGUACCAGAGCUGGGGUCAGCACCAGGGGGGUCAGCAGGAGGGGCGUCACCACCAGGGGGGCGUCAGCACCAGGUGGGGGUCAGCACGGAGUGGUGGGGGGCAGAGGGGGGUGAGUCAGCCCCGUGAAGGUGAGAAGCAGGAGGUGGUCAUCACCAUGAGGGAAUCAGCAACAGGUGGAGAGUGGGGAGGUUCAGCACGGGGCUGGGGAAGAGGGGAAUCAGCAUCAUGAAGUUGAUAAGCAGGAGGGUGGUCACCUGGAGGUGGGUCAACAGGAAGGGGGUCAGCAAAAGGGGGGGUUAGUACCAGGUGGAGGGUCAGCAGGACAGGGGUCAGCACCAGGGGAAGAGUACACUGGGAAGGCAUUCAGCUCAUGCCUUGUGGCACACCAAAGCUUCCUGGCUUCUUGGUGUCUCUGGGUGGGACCCCACCAUGUUCUGCAAAAAAUACUAAAGAUGCACAACUUGGUGUAUUUUACUAAGCAGGCCUUCAGUUCACAGUACUCAACACAUGGCGGCUCCCAGUUAUCUGGAUGUCACUGUAUGGGGCCCAAGCAAGACCUGAAUGAUCUACGUAUUUGGAAAUUGCUUUUUCUCUCAUUUCAUGGUGUCUUCUGAUGAAUGAAUGUUCUUAAUUGUAAUUAGAUUACAUGCUACAUUAGUCUGUUGAUAUUUUAAUUAGUGUUAUUUUGUAUCUUGAUUAAAAGUCCUUCCUGACUUCCAGAUCAUGAAAAUAUACUCCUGUAUUACCUUCUAACGGUUUUAUAGAUUGCCUAAAUAUUUUUAUGUAGUUAUUACUGUUCUGAUAAAGCUCUCUGGACACCUAAGCCAAACUCUAAGGCAAGAGUUAUACUGAGGGAAAAAUAUUUUUUUCAAAUCAAAGCAUUAAACCUUUAUUAUAUAUCAAAUUUAUGGAAAUGUCUAUUUUGCUCUAUGUUAAUGCUAUACUAUUUUAUUAAUUGUAAUUAUCUGCAUUAUUUGCUUUUUUCAAGUAUUCAGAAUUCAGUUCAUUAAAGUCUCAAAAUGAUUAGAAUUAUUUUGUCAGUGUCUUAUUCGGACUUGGAUUAGUGCUAAAUUGAAUUGAUAAAUUAAUUUGUAGAAAUAAGCAUAAUUUGAAUAGGACUAUUUCUUUGAGGAAUGUGAUAUGUUUCUACAUUUACUCAAAUUCACUUUUGUAUGUCCCUUAGUAAUAUACUUUCCAAGACAUUUUUCAUUCUUUAUAUCUAGUUAAUUGAGUGUUUGUUACUGUAAUUGACUUUUUUCUAUUAUGUCUUUGAGUUAGUAAUUCCAAGUAUGUAUGUAGAAAUGUAAUGUUUAUUGUAUAAUUAUUUUAUUACAAGCCAGUUUAAUUAAUUUGUUUUUUGAGUGUUUUGUUUUGUUUUUGUCUUUUUGAGGCAGGGUUUCACUAUGCAUUUCAGGCUGGCCUUGAACUUACUUUGUAGCUAGACUUGAACUUGCAGCGAUCCUCCUGCCUCUUGCCUCAGUCUCUGGAGUACUGGGAUAGGCAUGCACCACCAAGAUGAGCUUGGCUGUUAGUUUGAAUGAAACUUUACUUAGGCAGCAAAUCAUCUAGCCUUCAGUUAAAUGGUUAUCUAAUUUAAUUCUUUUCCAAUAUAAGUAAAUUUUCUUUAUGUAUGUAUCUUAUUUGUAUAAAAUUACCAAAACAAUAUCAAGUAAUAGCAACGAAGCACCAAAAUUAGAACGUACCUGAAAUUUUUAAAAGUUAGUAGUUCUGGAUUGAGAUGAUAGCUCAAUGGUGGAGUGCUUGCCUAGCAAGGUCCUGGGUUCAAUCCCAGCUAACAAUAAUAAUAACUCUGGUGCUUCCUAAAUUGAAUAUGAUUUUGGAUGUUUGAGAUAUCUUUAUCUUACAUUUCUGUUUUCUUUAUUUUGAAAACCAACUGUGGGAAUUGGAUACAAUGUUAUGGUGAGAUUGGCACUUACCGUAUUGUAUUACUUUAAUAUGAAACUCCAAUCUUUUUUAAUUAUUUAGAUUUUUAUAUUCAUAUUUGUUACUUAAAUUGGUUUGUAUUUUUAAGUAGUUUUUCACUUAAAAAUAAGAUUUCUCAUUUUGAUUUAUAGGCUGGAGGAGUUUUUAUCCUUUUUCAAACAUUAAUCAUUGUUAAAAGAAAAACAAAAAAACAGCCUUCUAAGCAAUCCAAGUAAACUAAAUCUCUCCUGAGGAAAGUCAUAAUUUAUUUAUUUUGUCUUUUUUGAGGCAGGGGUUUCACUAUAUGGUUCAGGCUGGACUUGAACUCACCUUGUAGCCCAGGCUGGCCUUGAACUCACAACAAACCUCCUACCUCAGCCUCCCGAGUAUUGGGAUUGCAGGCAUGUGCCACUAUGCCCAGUGAAAUGUAUAUUUUCAUAUAGCUAGUGGCACAUGAACAUAUUUUAAAGACUGACAAAAAGUAGAGGACAUAAAUAUAAUGAGUUAAUAGCAUUCAUAUUUAAAAGAUUUCUAGAAAUUAAUAAAAUCUAAUAGAAAUAUGAAUUUAAAGCAAGACAUAAAAUCAUUAGCAAAAACAUGAAAAUUUGUUAACCUUUACUGUUUGUGAGUAUAUUAGUUGGUUUUCUGAUACCAGGAAAAAACAAAUCUGAGACUAGGAAGUACAUAAAAUAAAGGAGAUUUUAGCUCACAGGUUUGGAAGCUGAAAGACCAUGAUGUGGUGUGCAUUAUUUAGCCUGCAACAAGGUCUCCUUUGGCUUCCUCACAGCAUAGGAGAAAAUCAGAAAAAGAAAUGAGCACAUUAAAAAAAAGAACAACAAAAAAAAACUAGGCACGUGAUGUGAUAACAGCCUUGUCUCCCAAGAGCUAACUCAUUUUGUGAGAGGAGCAGUAAUCCCUUCAAAGACAGCAGGUACAUGACCUAAUUACUUUGCAUAUGAAUCUCUGGGGAACACAGAAAAACCAUAAUCAAUAGUAUUGAGGAAAAUGCACAUUACCACAAUAAUGGAAUUCUGUUUUCACCCAAUACAUUGCCAGAUUUAAAAGAUUCAUAUAAUUAAAUGUUCCUGAGCAUGUGGAAACUGAUACACCUUGAUAAGUAAUAAUUUCCUAUUAAAUAAUUAAUAUUUACUUAACUUUUUUUUUUAUCGGUACCAGGGAUUGAACUCGCGACCACUUGCUUGCAAGGCAGGUGCUUAUGCCACUAAGCUAAAUCCCCAGCCCCAAUAAUUAAUAUUUAAUAAUUAACUAUUAAAGUUAAAAAUGUUAUCUUUUUCUCCAGAAUCUAUCCAGAGAUAGUAGCAAAAGAUACAAAUUAUAUAAAUGCAAUGAUACCACUGAAACAUUUUUCUUGUUUUGCUUUUGCUAUAGCAAUAGAUUGAAACAAUAAAUGAAUAUUAGUUGGAGAAUGAUUGAAUAAAUCAUGAACCACAAAAACUGAACAACCUUUAAAAUAAAAGAAGUCAAUCUUACAUUCUGACUACAGAUACUUCUAGAAAAUAGUUAUGCAUGAAAGAAAAUUGUAGGCAAAUAUGCUACUAGGUUUUUAAAUGUGUAAUACAUACGUAAUUAUGUAUAAACUCUGGAAAAUAGGAUGUUGAUAUACUUUAUAUCCUUAACAGCAAUUUACACUGAUAAAUGAGGCAGAGGAACAGAAACCAGAGAAAUUCAUUCUCAGUGAAAAAUUCAUUUAGUAUGUUGUAUGUAAUACUUUAUAUUACUUCAAAAUGCUACAAGGCUUUUGAAUGAUCUUUACUUUGGCAGAAGACCGAAUGUAGGUGUUAAGAAGCUCAUCAAAAGCCUAUUAUUUUUGGAGCCUUAGUCUCAUAUCUAUACAAUGAAACUAAAAUUCUUUCCAAAAGACGUUUGACUCUUUUUAUAAUUAAAUCCUCCUUAAGUAAAUGAAAACCUACUACAUUUUCACAACAGUGAACUUUUACAUUUCAAGGCAAAUGGCAUCAUUGGAAAAGUAUGAGUAAUCCAUGUACCCAUAUAGGCAGUUUCCAGUACAGAAACAGCAUGUGAUUAUUAAUUGGGAUACGUCAUCUUGACUUAAGUAAGAACCUCCUAGUGGAUUAGUAAAGCUCUGGGUAUGUCUGUGGGUGGUUGACAGGCAGGCCAUGAACUGAAGCUUAUAACCUGAACAGAAUAAAAAGAAAAAGAAGGAAAUCGUCCAUUUUCUUUGGGGAAGUGCUGUUCUUUCCCACUGCCUUUGGACACUGGUUUCCAGUUACUGCUGGCUUCUAACACGGAUUCAAGUUUUCUAACAGACUCACACUGGUGACUGCCGCAAGUUUUGAGGCAUUUGACCUUGACUGCUACUGGAACUCUGACUCUCCACUCUGCAGAUAGCCAGUGUGAAUUCUUUGGUCUUUGAUCUGGCAGAGCCAUUAGGAUUCUUCUGAUUCUGAUGCUGUAAGCCUACCUCUUAAAUAUCUUAUAUGAUCAUACAUAUGUUUUAUAUCAAAUCUGUUCCUGAACAUUAAUAUACCAAGUGAUUAAAAAGUCAUUUGCAAGUUGCUACUAAACUUGGUGGUGAUUAGGAAAUAGGAGAGCAAUUUGCUUCUAUUUGAAAAAUCUGAGGAAAUAUUACUAACUUUUUUCUAUAAUCUCUGAAUUUGCUUGAAACAUACAACAUGUUUUCCCAUAGCAACACUGUUAAACAUGUCUGUAAAUUCUGAAACCAAACUGGAAAAGUUUGUUCAACUUAAGUGUGACUAAGCUAUAGUACUAAUAGUAUAUUUGUUAAAUAUAAAUAUUGAGUAAGAUUGAAUAAAUGGAUACAUCAAUAGAAAGGGACAGAAAGUUCACUGGAUUGUGUGCUCUGGGAGGAGAGAACUGAUCUUAUUCAUGGUUGUAUCCCCAACACACUGCCAAAUGGCUAGUUCUCGGUAAAGGUUGAAUGAAUUAUUAAAGAGCUAUCCUCAUUGGGUAUGGAAAUAGACUUCUACAAUAAUUUAUGCAUGUUUUAACCCACUAUGAAAGCACAACCUUUUCAAAAAGAUACAAUUAUUUUGUAAAGUAAAAGAUGUAUAAAGAAUAUUUUUAUUCAGUUACUGAUAGGAGAAAGGAUAGGUAGCUAAUCCAAGGAAAUUCCAAAGACAAGGUAGAAACAGAGUCACUCAGGAGUGUGACAUGAACUUAAUAGAUGCAAAAUGGUUGAAUUCCAUAGGGAAAUAAUCAAUUGUGUCUUCACCAGCAAAAAAAUAAUUGGCAUUACUAGAUGUUUACUUCAACUAAAUAAAGUAGUAAAAUAGCUCAAAAGCAACAAAAGGAACUAAUAAUAAGGAACAGUGAUUUAAAGAACACCUAGCAUUUCAUGGAAAAACAAUACUUUUUUGUAAUCUCAAAGUUUUUUAUAAUUUUUCCUAAUUUCCUGUCCUUGUGAUGAUAACUUCAAAGGUUGUGCUUCUUUAAGCACAAAAAGGCUAGCUAUAUAUAACUUUCUUUCUGAUUAUUUACAUUAGUGAAGCAAGGGCAUGAAUCAAAUUGCAGCCUGUUUUACUCAAAGUCUGAUUUUUUUAUCUCCUCAAAGCUAAGAAUAGGCUUUGCAUUUUAAUAGUUAAAAACAUGAAAAGGUGAAUAAUUUUCUUUCUUUUUUUUUUUUAUCGAUAUCCGGGAUUGAACUCACGAUCGCCUGCUUGCAAGGCAGGUGCUUAUGCCGCUGAGCUAAAUCCCCAGCCCCAAGUUGAAUAAUUUUCAACACAUGAAAAUAAUAUGAAGUUCACACUUCAGUCUUAUUGAAUGUUUAUUAGGCACUGCCACAUUUAUUUAUUUACGUAGUUUAUGGCUGCUUCCUUUCUACAAUGGAAAAGUCACAGAGAUAGUAUGGUUUACAAAACAAGGCCACGACUAGAGUGAAACUCUUAUAAACCUAUCAUAAAUUUAAAAAAUUAUAAGUCAAAAGUGCAUUUAAUACACCUAACCUACUGAAUAUCAUAGCUUACCCAAUCUGUCUUCCUUAAACAUGCGUAGAGCACAUGCACAACCUACAAUGGGACAAAAUAAUUUAACACAAUGCCUAUUUUAUAAUAAAGUCUUAGAUGGCUCAUAUAACCUAUUGAUCAAAAUUGAAAACACAGAUUUUACUAAAUGUGUGUUGUAUUCACAACAUAAUAAAGUGGAAAAAAAUCAUAAGUGAAUCAUCACACAUGGGACCAUGUGUAUAUUUUAAAACCAUAAGAAGAUAAGAACAAAAUCAGUUAAACAGACAAGAUCAGUAUUACUGAUUAUUUUCCUUGACAGAGACAGAGCUCAGAACAUGCUAACCUAAAAUGUAGCCCCUUGGAAUACUGUAUAUUUUAAUCUGAAGGAAUUUGAGAAGAAGGCAGAAACAGCAGGCCACUCCAAUCUUCUCCAGAGCCUUCGUCCCAAAAUUAGAUCAUAAGACUUUGUACAAGAAGUGCCUUUGUAUGUAGAAGAAACAGGCACCCUCAACUUGAAAGGCACACACCAAGAAUCUGAACAAAAACACUUUGCUAGACUUCCUCUAAUUUAUUGUCAAGAGGUCGGUCAUCGUCUUUGCCCUACCCUGUCUCUAUGAAUGUCCACUAUUCAUCAAACCUGUUACAAUAAAACAACUCAAGAAUUACCGUCUUUGAGCCUUUAUUAUGAUGCCUUCCCUGUGAAUACAUUUACUGCUUUUCUCUUGUUAAUCAAAAAAACAUACAUUAAAUAAAUUUAAUGUUUUUCUCUUGUUUAUCUGUCUUUCCUUAUAGGGCCUCAGCCAUGAACCUAGAAAGAGUAAAAGGAAAGAUAUUUUUCCUCCUCUACAGCCUAAGGCUCAUAGUUGGCUUGGCAUGAAACAACUGUAUCUCGUGUGCUUCACUUUGGUCCUGGCCCUGUUGCAAAGCUUAAAAUAUUAGCUUCUUUCAGAAAAGUUUAGGAAGAGAGAUAUAAAAAAACCAUAUAUGCUUCCUUGGCUUUGUUUUUCAAACUUGAGCACUAAGUGGUAGCAUCAUAAAAUAAACUUCUGUUUGGUUCUUUCUCAAAACCUCUAUCCUUGUAUGGAAUUUCUCAUUUAUAAUGUAUUGUUUUCCUUAAACUAUUGAUUUGUUUUUCUAUAGCCUCUUGGAAUUCAUUGAUAUUUUUGUUUGUUUGUUUGUGCAGGGUCUUCUUAUGUAAUCCAGACUGUCCUUGAGCUAUGUACAUCAGAUUGAACUCAUGACAAUCCUGCUUCAGCCUCCCAAUUGCUGGAAUUAUAGGCAUGUUCCACCAGCCCCAGUUAUCAUUGGUAUUUUUAGAAACCACUCUUCUGAAUUCUUUAUCUGAUAUUUCAUAUGACUUAAUACUCUGGAGUCAUUUGCUAUGGAAUUAUGAACUUUUGGAGUCGUAAUUUGCCUUUUUAUUUUCUUGUGUUUAUGUGUUGUAAUUAGCAUAGUGUUGUUUGGAGAUAUCUUCUAUCUUUAUGUGAGGCUGUUUUUAGGAAACAGAUUGUUUUUGAUGAUGUGUUCUUAGAUAUUCAGUUAUUGUGAAUUGUUGAGUGCAUUUCCAAGUGUGUUUCAUAGAAUAGUUUCCCUUGUUGCUUCUUUGGUGGUGAUAAGUAUAUUUUGAUGCAGUACGCACUUUGUUGGAACCUGAGGAUCCUGCUUUCUACUGUAUAAGUGUGAGUGAGGUCUUUCUCUUGGACCUGGAAAUUAUAGUUACUAGAGUAUAUAUGCCAUGCCCUCUGCAAUUACUACUCUAAUCUUGUCAAUAAUGUGCAUUCCAAAAGGAUGUAGGACUGAUAUUUGCUGACUCCUCUCAUAUGUGCAGUUUCUACAACCUUGUUUUCUCUGUCGCCGUAGGUGUUGAGGUCCAUGAUCAGCUCUUCAGACACCUUCUCCCCAACUUCAUAUCCACUUUGAAUCUGGCCAUUGGUUUGGGGGUUUUAUUUCCCUAUUCUCUGAGUUAAGUGUUUGCUGAAGUUUGAAUAGGACUGGGUUGCACAUAGAACCAAGAUGUGCUGCUUUUGACCUGUGCUUAGAGAGUAGCUCAUGAGGAGCAUGUUUAUUCAAAGUACUUAAAACUGUUAUGCUUGAUCUCUAGCACCAUGUAGAAAGAGUGAAAUGAUUAGCAGUAACAACAACAAAUAGCAGUGAACCAGAUACAGCAAGGAAAAAAUCCAAGUUCCAGUUGUGACAUCCUAACAGCAUCUAUAGGAAUGGUGUUAUAGUCAGGGUUGUACAGAGAUAAAUAAGAAUCAGGACAUGGAGUUUAUAAUAUUAUUUUUUAUAAUGGUCACCAGGAAUUAACACAAGAAAAUGCAGGAAAUCUAUCCACAACACCAAAGACAAACAAUAUUUAGCCAAGAGCCUGAAUCCCACAGCAAUGUCCCACAUGAGUCCAGAUGAAGACCCAAAGAUCAUGACAAUGCCUUCCACGAGUCCUAUUGGAGGUCCAGAGCUCACAAGAAGAACUCAUGCCAGUAUCUUACGGAUCCAUGCUGGGAAGGCCCAAAGGUCAGCAGUGGAAGCCAGAAUGUCCAUGCCAGUGGAGUGAAGGAGCUGUGCUGGUGGGACGAGGGUUCUACUCUGCACCCGAGAAGUCACACUCAUAACAAAGAUCAGGGCUGACCUAAAAAGCAUCACAGCCAUCCUCAGUGACAUGGAGGCUCCGAGCUCCUCGGAUGAUAAGCACAGUUGAGUACAUGCAAGGAAGCCAGCAUGACAAGUUUAUCCUGGACACCAAGCAUCACAUGUCUUCCCCUCCAGAGCCAGGAAGCAGUGCUUGAUGUGAGGACCAGAGCUUCUCCAGGAAAGUCAAUGGCUCAAACAGCAACAUGUAGGAGAACCCACAACGCCUCCACACCUCCAGGCCUAGCUUGUCCUUCUCCACGUCUCUAUUUAUGCUGGCAACUUUCCUCAGGUAGAACAUCUACACUCAGCACCAUGCUGAUGUAAUCCAGCUGGCAUUAAGUUGACCACCAGUUCUUAAUCCAUGAUAAAUGGUAAGGGCAGAAAUAAUAUAUUUUAAAUAGCGAUGAAAUUGUUUUUAAUUAAGAGAAGAAAAUGGCAGAAGGAAAGCAAAGAAAAAGAAAUAAAGCCAUUUUUUGUUGAGUCAGGGUCUUGUUAUUUACUUCAGACUGGCCUUGAAUUCACUACAUAACCAAGGCUGGCCUCAAACUUGUGGCAAUCCUCCUGCUAGGACUAUAGGAAUGCACUACCACACCCAGCUAAUGAAAUUUAGAAUUAAGAAUAUUCAAAAAACUAAACAAGAAAUCAGAAGAACGGUGGAAAGUGAAGGCCACCCAGGAGGUCAAGGCAAGAAGACCAUGAGUUCAAGGUCAUUAUAGACAAUCCUAAGAGACCCUGCCUCAAAACAAAAUAAAACAAUAAGCAUCAGCUUGCUAACUCAGUUGUGGCCUAGGAUCAAUCAGUCAAUCAAUCAAUCAAUCAAUCUCUCUUUCUCUCUCUAUCUCUAUCUCGCCCCCCCGAAAAAACAACAAAAAUCAAAAAUUUUAAAUAACAAAUAAAUACAAUGAAAGUAAAAGAAUGUUGACUUAACUAUUAGAAGAAAACAGUAAAAGUGCUAAAGGCAUGAAAGUAUAAAAAGAAAAUUUAAUAUGUAUGUGAACUAAUCAGCAAAUUAAUGAAAAUGAAAUAAUCAUCUCCUCUGAGGUGGUCAAACGUGUACAAGAGUGGAUAUUCACUACCUCUGCCAGUCUCUACUGCUUUUCACACCUUAGACUGUGCAUGCCUCAAGGAAAGCAAGGCUGAAGGUUAUUUACACCUUCCUUUUAUACUGUUCACUUUUGUACUGGAGGUGUUUGGGGCUGGAGCUGCCUGGAGAGACUCUUGGGUUCAUUGUUCACCAAAUUCAGGUUCCACAGAACAGGACAUUCUAUGGGCAGGAGUUUGCUUUGAACAGAUUAGUUCAGUGAACAACAAAGGACAGGCUGAUGCCGAGCUAUGUUAUAUGUUUGGGCUUCUAGUUCCCUUUGAGAAGCCAACUCAGAGGGCAAGACAACCAAUUGCUCUAGCUAGAGGAGCACAGCAGGUCCCAUGCAGUCUAUCACCUAAGCUAGGACUUUCCAUGGCCCAGUCUUUGCAUGCAGUCACAUUUGGUUAGCUUCCAGGUCCUUUUCAGCUGCUGCUUAUCAGUCUUAAAGGGCUAGAAAGCUCCACUUCCAUUUAUUAUUCUGACCCCAAUCUGUACUAUAUAUAGAUAUAUAGAUAAAGAUAUAUAUUCCUUAGUGGGCCUGCUUUAGUACCAAUUCACUGGAACCACACUAAGCCACAAGGUAGUGGCUAGCCAUAAGAGUGCAGCAAUAUUGCUGUGAUUACCAUGGGAAAGGAAAAUUUAAGGGUGUUUGCUUCCCAAAGCAGCAAGCUUGCACUUGACCUUCACAAGAUAGUUUCCUGCUUAGUUCUCUGAACCUGUAAUAACUUUCACUAUUUCAGCACUUGAUGGCACCCUAAAUCUAGGUUUGCCUUGAAUCCAUUGUUAAUAGGUUGUCACUCCUUUAGCACUAGGGGCAAUCCUAGCCCAAAGUUUGUUCCAAGUCUGCAACUAGUGUGUUGUUUCCACAUGAACUAGGGGAGGGCCUAAUAAGGGUAGUGCUUUCCUGCAAGCCUUUCUCUGGGGCUGGGGUAUGCCCAAAUGCCUCACACAGUUACUGGCCUAGAGUCAAGUCCUGGGAUUUUGCUCAGCUCAGGUCAGAAUCAGCAUGGAGAGACUAGCCCCAGGCUCCAGGGCCAUGCCUGUGGUCACCAAUACUGAAGGCUGUGUCACACCCUGAACUUACAGUCCACCAAGGCCAGCACAACACCAGAGAGGGACCAAGACCCACACUGCUAUGAGCUGGGUGCUAGUCUCAAGGUAGACUCUAGGACCUUGGCCUUGUCCUAUCCUUGACCUGCCUAGCCCAGUUUUAGGAAGAAUUCUGCUAAGUCAGUUUAGCAAGUAUCCCUCUCACUCUUGACAUUUGAUCAAAUUUCUCAUCCCUCACCUUUGUAGUACAAGUUUUUGGCCUAUCUUUACCAAUUAAGUCAGCUUAGCAAGAAUUUCUCUAUAUUUUAUCUCUCCUUUUAGAAAUUUCCACCUAAUAACCCCUCACGCUGUCUUUUGCUUAUAAAUCCUCAGAUGUCUUUGCAGUACUGCAUUGCCCCUACUACCAUAGUCUUGACCAAAGUCUUUCUUACCAUGUUCACAAGUAUCAGGAUAGCUUUGUUUUAAACAGUCUUAAAUCUUAUAGAGGAGGAAAAGUAGAUAUUUCUAUAUCCAUUCUAGAUUUAUGACUGAAGCCUAUAUAUGAGAAGAUAGAUUUACAAAACAAAAUCAUACAAGAAAUAGAGACCCAGGGCCGGGCAUGUAGAUCAGUGGCAUAAGCACCUGCCUGGCAAACACAAGGUUGUGAGUUCAAUCCUGGUACCCCCCCCAAAAAGGGAGACCCAAAAGAACAAGUAAAUCUGUUUCUCAUAGUAGGUUUGAUAGAGAAUGAGCAGUUAUGAAGAAACAUGGCAGGUGAACAAAGGGGUAUGUUCUAAUGAUAACAAGUUAGGAGAAACAUUGGAGCUGUUUGUUCAGACCCCUUUCUUGUGUUCUUCUUCCUAGAGCAGAUAUUCUCUUUUUCUACUGUUACUCAGUCCAAACUCAGAAACUCCAAAUGCAAAAGGGACUUUAUUUAGAGGCUGUUAGGGAUUAAAGCUCAGGAAACACAAACUCAAAUUGCUUUAAAUCAUUGUUCCAAAGAAGGCAGGGAAAAUGGAAGCUUAUAUUGAACAAAUAACAUUCAUUUGUUUAAUGUGGUACCAGGGAUUGAAUUCCUGGUCUUUGCACUGAGCUACAAUCCCUACCCCACCCCUAUCUCCACUGAUUAUAUAUAUAUAUGGUUUUUUGGUUGUUGUUAUGGGGAUAAAACUCACGACCUAAUGUUGGCCAGGCAGGCACUUACCCUGUUGAGCUAAAUCCCCAGCUCCACUGAUAUUUUUUGACAGUCUCUAUAUGUCACUAAGUUGCCUAGGCUGGGCUUGAACUUGUGAUUCCUCUACCCCAGUCUCCCGGAGCACUGUAAUUAUAGGUUUGUACCACAGUUCCCAGCACAUUAAUUAUAAGGCAGUAAUAAUUAUUUUGCUUUCUGUUGGAAAUCAUUUAAAAUCGUUGCUAUGAGUCAAGGCCUUCAAAAGAAUGUAUAUAUACUCAGCAAAAAUUCCCCAAGUCUGACACCCUGUUGAUACACAUCUCAAGUCUCUGACAUCAUAUAAUCUGUUCUACAUGUUUGUAGUAAGAAUGUAACCAAAGUUAAUAUUCAUGGGCAGCAGCUGAAGUCAUGCCUAAGCUCUGCUGCCUAAUGGCCGUGUGAUCUAUUUUGAAGAGCUCUUUUAGUGUUAUCUUCAUCGCAAUUUUUCAUUUUAUUUCCACAUGAGGAGGGAACCGCUUACAUAUCUACCAGAGUCCUAGGCUAGAAGCUUGAUUUCAAGGAUUCAAAAAAAUCAGUUCUGGCCACCCUGCCCCCACAAAAAUAAGCUAAACUAAAAUAAGUAUAGCUAUACAUACUGGGAAGACAAGGAGACAGGUGUCCUUACGUUGGGGGGGGUUAACAUGAGUAAAGGGUGGGGGAGAAGUAUGCAUAAUUAAAGUCUUGGUCAAAGUGUAGUCUGCUUAAUCACUGUCUCAGGACCAUCAGUAAUAAGAAAUUUGUGUUGCCUAAUGGGUAAUUUUAACUCUCCUCACAAGAUGUUUGUCCUAUCAUAUCUGCUCCUGGAAUCCAAGGUAACUGCAGUGGAGAAUGAUUUGGAAAAAGGACAAGAAAGAAUAAAGGUAGAACUACUAAGGUUUUUAUCCUGCUUUUAGUUACCUGUUGGGCAUUUGCAGGCCUAGGUGAAGUCAAUCCUUUUUAGCAAAACAGCCUAUAAGUCCUUGUUUCAUAAUGGUCUUAUGACAUCAGGUAAAGGCCAGAUAAAUCUAUCCUGCAUCAGUGGACAAGAAUAUGGGGAAAUUGGGAGUGAUUUUAAUUUUUCUGCUGCUUUCUCAAAUGCCACAUUUCCAUAUUUUGGGGCUAGUGUGUAUCAAUCUUCCUAAUCAUUAUUCUUAUUAUUUACUAUGUUCAAACAAUAGAAUUCAUUUCCUGCUCUCAAUUUCCCUUCUCUGUGCCAUUUUUAUGAGGAAGUAUCAGAGGUACUGUGUAUCAAAGCAUAACACACAUUUUUAAGCAUCUCACAAUUAUUUUCCUCAGACAGAAAUUGAUGACCCACUUUGGUUGUGUCAAGAAGGUACUGCCUCCCUUGAAAUUUCUAUCUAAAUAUUCCUAAAAUCUUAUAGGAAAUCAGUUAUAGCUUAGAAAAAUGAAAAAAUACCAGUUUUCUUUUUCUGCAAAUCUAGUAGAAAUCUUGAGGCUGAAUAUAACAAGGCUCGUUCACUUGAUAAUAAUCCUGGGUAAUGGGUUAAUGAGAGGGAAACAAAGAGGAAGCAGAAAAAGGGAGUACUGAGGAAAGGAGUAAGACAAGUAUUUUGGAAAGACAGAAAAAAGAUCAAGUUAGAGCUAUUGAAGGAAACAAAUGUUUUGUGAAGAUUUCACAGAAUGGAGCAGCUGAUUGUUUUUUUAAGGAUGACAAUGAAAAUGACAAUUCACUUUCAUUAAUGACGUGUAUUUAAAUUCUAUGUUGUGGUCUCAGGCUAGACCGAGAAAUGAUUCCCCAUUAUAUGGCUUUGAAGCCUUAUAAAGUUUUCACUCAUUAACUGGAAUGGUUUUAUUCUGGGCUGUUUGAUAUUAUUGUCUGUGAUGAUAUGAACAGCUGUUUGAAGAAAACAAGACAUCAUAAUAGCUAGUGCUGAUUUAUUAUCAUCUUGUUUUGAAGUCCCAUCAAACUGUUAUUCUUCUGUCUCCAUUGCUUUUAUCAUGUGGUAUCUUAUUGGAUUUUAUUAUAUGUGAUAGUAUAAACAAAAUUUUUUAUAGGCAAAGAGAUAAUAUAGAAACCAUCAUUCAUUUUCUGAUAGCUGGUUCCAAAUACCCUGUAAUACUUUCAUCCUCUUGAAUGGUUUCACAUUUUCUUGAUAUGUUUGAUGCUAUAGUAUAUGAAGUUAUACUCAAAUAUUUCAAGGAAAGAGACACUUUGGUAACUACUAUUAAGUUGGGUUAUUUUGUGGUGAAAUGCUAUGUUGCUUAAAUUGUUCUGUUCUGACCUGGAUUGUUACGUUGUUACUUCCUCUUUUAUCUCAAUCUCUCCCUUUUUAAAAAAUGUAUUUUUUAUUAUUAUUAUUUUUUCAAUUAAAGGAAAUUUUUUUUAAAAAUUAGUGGGAUAUAUUAUAGUAACUUUUUUGAUUUCCUAUUAACUCAAUUUGAAGCCCUCUAUUGCUCUCACCAUCUUGUUUUGACUGAUUUUACUCUAUUCUGUUCUGUGUGAUAGUAUCAAUUUUAAGCGUAUAGGCAACUACUUUGAAGGCAAUAAGAUUCACUAUGAUGGCCAUUCUGGUUUGACUACUAUCUUCUCUUGAAGUUCAGUAAUGUCUCCAAUGUUUUGAUUUUAUUGGUUUUGUUCUGUGCUGUUUUAUUAAAUUUUAUUAUACCAGAUGAUAUAGGCAAUUCUUUUUUACGGUAGCAAGAGGCAGUAUGUUAACCAUUGUUGAUUACCCUGUAUUCUGUUUUUACAUUGUGUACUAUGUCCAUCCUUUGUUUUGACUGACUGCUUUGUUUUGUCACAUUUGGUUUUAUUCUCUUCCACAAAAAAUAAAAGUAAUAAGAACUGUGGGAGUAAUAAAACCCAAAAGGUGUAAUUGUUAUUGUAAAAAAUAUAGGAAAAGAAAGUGCUCUAAAGGGCAUAACUUCAAGUGUGUUUAGGUGUGUAAGAUAGAUGACCAUAUUACUAAGUUUUUGUUGGGUCAUUGAAAACAACUGUUUGCAGUCUCGCUGUUUGAAUGUCCAUUUUGUAUGCUUAAUUUUGAAAUUUGAACAACUAUUUCUAAGAUGACAAUAUGUAAUGUAUUAACUAGUGAUUUCUUACUGUUUAUUUUUUAAAAAUUCUGUAUUACUUGUACCCUUUUACUGUUUUGUUUUGUUUUGUUUCUUUAAAUAAAUUUUUUUUAAAAAAUCAAAUUUCAAUCUCUGAAAAAAAAAAAGAAAUUAAUGAAGAAACAAGAUGCUUCCAAGACAAAAAGGAACUUGGGAAAUUUGCAACCACCAGUCCAACUCUACAGAGAAUACUGCAGGGCAUUCUAGAGAGAGAGAAAUGUACUAGGCUUCCAGGAACAGUGGCAGACAGGCUUCAAUGAAUGGAGCAGAAACAGAAUGAAGAAGAUAAGCAGACAACUGAUGGUAAAUAAAAAAGAGCAUAACAGAAAUGAGGCAGAGAAGGUUGGUUAUAAUCUCUAAUAUAGAUGGCCUUGAUACACUAUAUUAAAAAAAAGAACCACACCUGGAGAAGAUCAGGAGGCAGGGUCCACCAAGAUGCUAUUUAUAGGAAGUAUAAUUAACAUGAAAAAGAAUACAUGGACUGAAAAUAAAAUAUGAGAAAGCAAUGCUCUAUGUGACAGAGAACCAGUGAGUAAUAGGGGCAACUAGACCAGUAUUUGUGGAUAGGUUGGAAAGAAAAGAUUUAAUAGGUAAAGGAAUACAAUUAGAGAUCAAGUCCAGGAGAGAGAAGGUUCAGAACCACUUAGGUAGGUAAGCAGGUUGACCCCUGCCAAUUUAAAACUAAGGGUCUUGGUCAGACCCAAAAUGCACAGUGUACCCUGGGGAAGUGAAAGGGGAGGGAGAGUCUUAAAAAGGCAUAAGACAUUGUUAAUAGUGUAUUAGUAUUUAAAACCCACAUUACACGCACCACUCUGCUUAGAUAGAUUUUAUUCAUUUUUUAGUUUAGUUUUGUUUCAUUUUGAUAGAUUUUAUUCUGUCCCAGUUUGUCUACUUGCAGUAGAUUUGAGGGCACAGACAGCUAUCGCCAAAACAUCAGUAUCUAGCACAGUAAUCAUUUUAAAUUUCCUAUUAUCUUAAUGUAGAACCCUGUAUGACUUAUACUGUUUUAUCAUGACUGAUCUUAGUUAAAUCUGGUUUGUUUGAUUGCUGUUUAGUAUCAACAGAUUUUAUUCAAAACUGAUACGAUUGAUAGUACCAAGUGUGAGAAUAUAGGCACCAACACUGAAAAGGAAAAGACUCUACGAUAUACAUUCUGGCUUGAUAACUGCCUGUUUUUGAAGUUUUAUAAUAUAUACAAAGUUGUGUUUUUAUUAAUACUGUUAUGUACUGAUAUAUUGAAUUAUACUAUAUCUGAUGAUAUAGCCAGUUCUAUUGCAGAUAACAAGAGACAACACAGGAACUAUGGUAGAACUCCUUGUACAUGGUCUUAUAUGUCUUUUUUGUUUCAUGUGAUUAUAGGAAUGUUUUGUUUUGUCUUGCUUUGUUUUGUUUCUCCCUCUAAUACAGAAAGGAUAGAAAUACAUUUAGAGACUCUUGUAUGUGUAGAAUCUAUAAACAGUUUAUGAGAACGGACCUUAUGAUACAUGAUGAAAUGAACAGAUACUCUGAAGAAAAAGGGACACUAAAGAACCCAGUGCUGAUGCUGAAGUGUCAUAAUGUGAAACCCAGCAAUAGUAUUAUUCUUUAUUCAGAGUGAUAUUAGCCUGCUUGGGUUUGUUCAAUCUCAACUUAAUUGAAGAUAUGGAUAACUGCAUGUAUGUUUAAGUGUAUAGGAUUGAUAACCAUAUUUCUAAGUUUUUCUUGGAUAGUUGAACAGAACUGCAUGCAGUCUCACUGUUUGAAUUCCCACUUUAGAUGCUCCACUUUAGUAUCUUGAAUAACUAUCUGUAAGAGGACAAUCUGUAAUAAUCAAGUAAUGAUUUCUUACUGUUUGUUUUUUCUUUAAAAGUAUGUAUUAUUUCUACCCAUUUUGUGUUUUGUUUAGUCUUUCUUUAAAUAAAAAAAUUUUUAAAAGACACUACAGUACCCAUUGCUGAUCCCAGAGUGUCAUGAUGUGAAAUCCAGCAAUACUAUUCUUUGUUCAGAAUGACUUUAGCCUGCUUAAUGUCAACAUAAAUGAAGAUAUGGAUAACUGCAUGUAUGUUUAAGUGUAUAGGGUUGACAACCAUGUUACUAAAUUUUGUUGGAUAGUUGAACAGAACAGUUUGCAGUCUCACUGUUUGAUUCCCACUUUAUAUGUUCCACUUUUGUAUCUUGAACAACUAUUAAAUGUAAAAGGACAGUAUGUAAACAUUAACUAGUGAUUUCUUACUGUUUAUUUUUUCUCUGAAUGUAUGUAUUAUUUCUACCCAUUUUGUUUUGUUUAGACUUUCUUUAAACAAAAUUUUAAAAAAGAAAUCCAGAAAUUACAGUGUCCCGGCAUUAAAAAAGAAAACCACCAAACAUAACCCAACCUGGUUAUGGAGGCCAAGUGGUUGAGUUAUCAAAGUUCCCUGUAGGAAAUGUGUACAACUUUCACAACUAGAAAGAAGCCAACACAAAGCGGAUGUAGUAGCCAAGAUUAUAUUACUAAGAUAAACAAAAAAGUAAAGCCCUUCUAAUUUAGUAAUGUCUUUGUGUUUUGUGGUGCUUUAUGUUCUACAAAUUUUCGUGGUUUUGGAACUGGGAAUGGUGACUUGUGAUUCUCAUCCUAGCACUUCAGAGGCUGAGACAGGGGGAGCUCUGUGAGUUUCAGACUGGUUUGAGUUACAUAGCAAUUUCAAGGACAGCCUGAACUGUGUAAUGCAACCUGGUUUCAGAAAAAAAAGCAAACUGAUGAUGAUGAUAAGGGAUUAUUCAGAGAAUAAUGUUCUAAUAGUUUUGUCUGCAUUCCUUUCUGUAGUUUUCUCUUUGGAUUUGGGCAAAAUCCCUAGAACUACUUUAAAGAUAGAGAUCUGGACAGAGAGGUAACUUGCAGAGCAUGCAGAAAAAACUGUACACUGUGGAAAAUGAUGUGUUUCAACAUUGUUACACAUGCAGGAGAGAGAGUGCACACUGAGAAUCAGGUGUAGGGUUUGGGGGAAAGAGGUGGUUGGGAUCAGCCCAAGGCUCACAGCCUUUGGGCCUGGUGGGUGAACAGGAGGUCCUCAUCAGUGGUGAUUUUCUGAGGAGACUGAGGCCUCGUGUAUCAGCAGCUGGAAGGCGGGGGCUCCUGACAUUCCGUGGCCCCCACCUUCCAGUUCUCUGCUGUAACUGCCACUGUUGCCUGGUGUGCCAGGCACAACUGGCUCCCUCGAGUCUGUCUGAGCCACAGACAGGACUUGUUCAGUUCUGAACUUCACUUCAGGACCUGUUUUGUCAAGAAAAGUCACAAAUCUUGUGGGGUGUGUUGAUCAACUCUAUCUCAACAGUGAGUUACUCGGUGUUCUCCUGUCCUUCCACUGGCCUGAGCCAACCUGGUUGAUUUCCCUUGUGUCACUUUACUUUUUUCUCCUUCUCAGUUCAGUUUUUCAGUCAGGGUCUCAGCAUGUAGUUCAGGCUUUCUGUGAAUACCAAAUGUGGCGCAGGCUGGCCUCGAACUCCCAGAUGGCUGUGUGGGGAUUACAGGCCUGCACCGCCAUGCUCAGUUUCUUUGUCUUGGAUUUUAACCCACAUUGUGUUUGGUUUUCUCCACAGUCCUUGUACAGAAGUCCACACUCUCCACGGUUCCAAUGGUGGUACCGCUUAGCCCCGAUCCCGGGGCUGAGGUGAAUGUGGGCCCAUUUCAGAAAGGAUACUUGAUCUGGGAUGGGAGAUCCUGAGGCACAGGUUGAGCUCUGUGAGUCAGGUUUUGUGAGACCCAGAGCAGCUCUCAGCUCCAUGACCAACGAGGGGCAGAAACAUGGCAUUGGGAGGAAACAUGAUGAUGAUUCUGUGCUCCUGGAGAGGCUUCACACAGAGGAGCAGGACACGGCUGCCAAGUUGCCUCUGACUGAGCAGCUGAGGUUGUCCAUGCUCCUCAUUCAGAAGCAAAAACAAGAUCUCUUGGAAUUAGCUCAAAAGCUGAAUGAAAGGAAAAAAGUGUCCCUGCUCCUUAAGGAGCGUCUGGAGGUCCUCCUCAGAAGAGAUCACCCUGAGACCAGCCAAGGCUGUUGCCACCACCAGGGUCAGCCCAAGGGCUGCAGGCUGGCUGAGCAGCUGGGCCACAACCUCAACCCAGAAAAUGAGAAUCACCUGGCAGAUGAGGAUUCCCUAGAACCCAAGAGCACCAGGUUGAUCACUGAAAAUAUCGCAUGUUUCAAGCCAAUAGAGAUAUUCCCGAAAUGGAGGUCCAUCCUGUACUACAUGAGAAAGAGUCUUAGAGAACUGUUGACUGAGGAUGGAGCUAUGAGAUAUGAGGCACAAAGCCACCAGGAAAAGUACUCAGAGUGGCACAGGCUGGCCAGGAGCCUGGCCCUGCAGCUCAGCCCAGAGCACCACUCUGAUGGAGAAGAGGAGAAGACUCAGCCCCUGGUCUCCAGCAUUGAGCUUUGUGAAGAAGAUGACCUGUCAGCAUCAAUGGAGGAGCUGUCCUUCCUGGGUUCUCAGCAACCAUUUCCACCAUCACCAGAAGAAGAUCAGCUGAAUUCCUCUGUCCCUGCGAUUGAGCCUCAAGCAAGAUCUCUGCCUGAUGAAACCACUCCCCUCCUGGCAGCCUGGCCCCAAGAGCUUCCCAGUGGACCACUUCACCACCUUGUGUCCGAGGAGCAUGGUGACCCAUGCAUCCCUGAAAACCACUGUGUGGAGACACAGCUGUGUCAUGGAGUUGGCAAAGCCACCCUGAGCCUUUCCUCUGGCCCCUGGAGAUUUUCAGCCCACACUGAUCCUGGAGAGCAGUGGCUGCUCUCUCCAGAGCCAAAUUCAGAGGCCUCCGUUGGAUUGAGGAACCCACCCGAGAUGGAGCACACUGUUCCCCCAGAGUCAGAAGAUGCCACACACAGGCGUCCAUCUCUCAGUGUCCCUGAGCCUACUGCUGCUCUGAGGCAGACAAUGAUCCUAGGUUCCAGCUGGGGAACAUGGGGCGUAGAUUCCCCACCUCUGAGACUUAUGGUACAGAGGCUUCCUGAGCCCCUGUCCUUCAGCAUGUCUCCCCAGGACCACAGGCGGCCCCUGGUCUCUGUCAGCGCUGAGCAAAACCUCCAGCCCCUGUCCACAGGACCUGACCAAGACUGUCCUUUCAUUUCUCCCUCUCUCACUCAGGUCCCUCCUGCUGCACCCAAGAAAGAUGCUGCUGCUUUAAGAAGACUGGGCGCCAAGGGGACCUCCUGA